AUGUCGGGAGCUGUUAGAGAGGCUGCGAGCCAACUGGUCAAGAGUUUAGAAAGACUUCCACAGGAAAGAGUCAAGCAUAUUGUGUCGCUCAAAGAAUCUCAGUUGGAAAGAUUCAAACCAGUUGCGGGCCUGGAGACGAAUACUCAAGACUCCAAACAGAGACCAUCACUUCAAGACAUAAAAGACAUCAUCAGUAGAACUUCGGGACCCUUGGGUUUGCAGAAAGAUGUGUUAAAAAAGGUCAAUAGUAUGUUACCUCAAGAGCAUUACACAGUCGAAGCCAUUCAGGAACAAUCACAGGCCCUCAAUAACCUUUUGAACAAUAAGUAUAAAAACUAUUACGCAGUAGGUGAGAAGCUGAUGAAGCCACAGGGUAAUCCACACUACUACCAGCGUCUAAUGGACGAAAUCGAUGGUAAGAAAAAGGAAACUUUCUGGACAGCGAUGAGAACAGUUGUAUUUGGCAAGUAA
Messenger RNA from Lachancea meyersii CBS 8951, 471 nucleotides. NCBI's taxonomy places the organism in Eukaryota, Fungi, Ascomycota, Saccharomycetes, Saccharomycetales, Saccharomycetaceae. The record is from the annotation of a GenBank genome assembly.